Molecule: messenger RNA, 878 nt
Organism: Acaromyces ingoldii
Lineage: Eukaryota; Fungi; Basidiomycota; Exobasidiomycetes; Exobasidiales; Cryptobasidiaceae
Product: xylanase precursor
Exons: 1
Coding region: 106-777 (223 amino acids)
Biological process (GO): xylan catabolic process
Molecular function (GO): hydrolase activity, hydrolyzing O-glycosyl compounds
Source: RefSeq, a predicted model, not a curated record
CCCCCACCCUGAUCAGCGGCUUCUCUUCUUCUCGCGAGCCACUCAUAAAGGAGCGGUGCAACGGUCGGUGGCUGGCUCACCUUCACCAUCACCUCUUCCUCUGCAAUGGUCUCCUUCUCUUCGCUCUUUGCUUGCGCCGUGGCCAUCGCAGGCGUGGCCUCAGCCCCCGCCGCUACGAGCAGCAACGGCCAGGACCUGGCUGUCCGCAGCGGCACUCCGAGCUCGACGGGCACCAACAACGGCUUCUACUACUCCUACUACACCGAUGGCACAGCCACCGCCACCUACACCAACGGUGCUGCGGGACAGUACAGCCUGACGUGGUCCGGCAACGGCAACAUCGUCGGCGGAAAGGGCUACAACCCGGGCUCGGCACGCGCCAUCACCUUCAAGGCCGACUACCGGCCCCAGGGCAACAGCUACCUGUCCGUCUAUGGCUGGUCGCGCAACCCGCUCGUCGAGUACUACAUCCUCGAAGACUACGGCACCUACAACCCGGCGUCGAGCCUGACGCACAUGGGCACCCUCACGUCCGACGGCGCCACGUACGACGUCUACGAGGGCACGCGCACCAAUGCGCCCUCCAUCGAAGGCACGCAGACGUUCAAGCAGUACUGGUCCAUCCGAUCCUCGAAGCGCGCUAGCGGCACCGUCACAACGGGCAACCACUUCAGUGCAUGGGCCAAGCUCGGCAUGCCCCUCGGCACCUUUGACUACCAGAUCGUCGCCACCGAGGGCUACAACAGCGCGGGAUCGAGCACCGUGACUGUUUCGUGAUCCAGGCGAGGACCUUCUCUCUCUCUCUCUAUUCUAUCCUGUGCCUAGUCUCGGGUCUUUCUGCCGAAUGGUCUGCAAUGCUACGGGCACAUAUAUGCAGA